CCUCCUCCUCCUCCUCAUUUGACCAGGAAUGCAGAGAAUACGCUCCUGAACAUAAAAGCCGCUGCAGCGUUCCUCCUCUUACUUUCUGUCAACAAAAUCUCCUCUGACUGGAAAUAUGUUUUUCACGGACAUAUUCUGCCAUCCUCUCUGGGCUGCCUUGUCCGCACUGCUGGCUCUCGUUGUGCGCUUGCAGCGCAGAGCCAUCUGGGACCCGCAAGCCUGCUCCGUGCGGCUCAGGGGGAAGACUGCCAUAGUAACAGGGGCCAAUACAGGCAUUGGGAAGUUCAUCGCCCUGGACUUUGCACGGCGUGGGGCGCGGGUAAUCCUAGCAUGCCGAAGCGAGCCCCGUGGCACAGCCGCCCUUAAUGAAAUUAAGCAGGCUACAGGAAACGCAGAUGUCCACCUGCACAUUGUGGACCUCUCCUCCAUGGACUCGGUCAGAGCGUUCGCAAAGAGGAUUCUCGAGGAGGAGAAAGCACUGCACAUACUCGUGAACAAUGCGGCCGUAUCAGGUUUGCCCAGACAGAUGACCAAAGACGGGUUUGAGGCUUCCUUUGCCACCAACCAUUUAGGACCAUUUCUGCUCACGAAUCUGCUGCUGGACCUCAUAAAGCGCUCGGCUCCGGCACGUAUUGUCACCGUCAGUUCGCUGAACCACAAGAGGGGCAAAGUGGACUUCUCUCACUUUCAUGGCCAGAACCUCGUGUACUGCAUGGAUCAAGUCUACAAUCACACCAAGCUGCAUAAUAUCAUUUGCACCAAUGAGCUGGCACAAAGGUUACAGGGCACAGGUGUCACAGCCAACUCCGUCCACCCUGGCGUUGUCAUGACGGAGGUGAUGCGACACUAUCCGUUCUGGGUCCGUUACCCUUUUAACCUCAUCGGUUUUUUCUUUUUUAAGUCACCAGAAGAGGGCGCUGUCAGCCCGAUCUACUGCGCAGUGUCCGAGGAGCUGGAAGGGGUGACCGGGAAGUACUUUGACAGCGACUGCGCCCUGGUGCUUCCUGCCCCUUUAGCUCGAGAUGCCGCGCUCGCCGUGAAGGACUUUGAGUUCUGCGAGAAGCUGACCUCAAAGCUCUAGAAGCAGCUGCCUGACAAGGACUGAGACCCAGACAAACAAAAGUGAGAUAAAGUGGCUCAGCUGGAACUUUUUCCGCACAGUUUAUCCAUUAUUUCCUGCCAAAUGAACCGCAAUGAUUGCCUUAUUAAUACGUUAAAUGGCCCAGGUUUUC
Molecule: messenger RNA, 1232 nt
Organism: Xiphophorus couchianus (Monterrey platyfish)
Lineage: Eukaryota; Metazoa; Chordata; Actinopteri; Cyprinodontiformes; Poeciliidae
Product: retinol dehydrogenase 12
Exons: 6
Coding region: 116-1081 (321 amino acids)
Source: RefSeq, a predicted model, not a curated record